GCUAUGAACCUCUCCUUCAGCUUCACUGUUACUGGGAAUCAGGUGGAGCCAUGGGACCCAGCCAACCUGUCUUUGUUGGGACAGCUGAACAGGAGCCAGGGCCUGGGCUGGGAAGAGCUACAGAAGCUGCUUUUCCUGUUUGAUGAAGAUCCAGUCAUCAUCAGCCUCACCAUCAUGUACCUGGUAUCAUUCUUGGUUGGGUUGGUCAGCAAUGUCAUGUCACUCCGGAUGCUGACCCGGAAGCGGGGCAGCCACAUGCCCAGCCUGAAUGCCACCCGGAGCCUCCUGAUCAACUUGUCCAUCUGUGACCUCAUGGUGGUCUGCAUCUGCAUGCCCAUCACCACAGGGAACUUGAUAUACAAAGCAUGGGUCUAUGGAGACUUUCUUUGCAGAGCAGUGCCAUUCAUCCAGGCAGUAUCAGUCUCAGCCAGUGUCCUCAGCCUCACGGUGAUCAGCUUGAACCGCUAUUACAGCGUGCACAACCCCCUCAAAGCCAGGUCCUUCUUCACUCGGAGGAAGAUUCUGAGCACCAUCCUGAUCAUUUGGGUUUUGUCUUCUGGCAUCUGCACGCCUCUUAUAUUUAUGAACAAACGAGAUGAGAUUGGCGUGGGGUCUGAUCUUCUGCUGGUAUUCCCCAUUUGCCGGGAAAUGUGGCCCCAGGAGAAACUCAAACAAACCUACAAUUUCUUCCUCUUCUGUGCUCUCUACUGCUUGCCGGUCUCAUUCAACAUGGUCAUCUGCUGCUUGACUGUACAUCGGCUCUGGAGCCCCACCGGGACCCUGAGAGACUGCGGGGCCUUGAAGCCAACCUUGCUGGCUUCCAGGCUGAAGAUCCGCCGGAAGGUGGCUCAAAUGGUGGUUGCCUUGGUCCUGCUCUUUGCCAUUUCCUGGCUGCCCAUUUACCUGAUGGACAUCUGGAUAGAGUUCAACAGCCCCAAGUCCUUGCGGGAUGAAGACCCAUCUCCUUUGGUCCUGCAACUGCGGGCUUUUUCUCAAUGGCUCAGCCUCACCAACUCCAGCUUCAACCCCAUCUGCUACUGCUUCAUUGGUAACCUCUCCCGAUCAGCUAAGGAAAUGAGGAGCAGAUACCAAAAGAAGAUGGCUCCUCUUCUCAGCUUCUCCCACUCAGAAAAGAGCUUGCCAUCUUUGGCUCCUGAGCUGAGGUUUAUGGGCUCAGCUCAUAAAGAGCCUGACCUUGUAACAAGGAGAGAAAGGCAACCAAACAGCAACAGCUGCACAAGUCUUGUCUAA
Candoia aspera is the source of this 1251-nucleotide messenger RNA. Its product is annotated as QRFP-like peptide receptor. Gene Ontology annotation, cellular component: plasma membrane. Bases 4 to 1251 code for a protein of 415 amino acids. Gene Ontology annotation, molecular function: G protein-coupled receptor activity; peptide binding. The record is from RefSeq and is a predicted model, not a curated record. NCBI's taxonomy places the organism in Eukaryota, Metazoa, Chordata, Lepidosauria, Squamata, Candoiidae. The transcript has a single exon. Gene Ontology annotation, biological process: G protein-coupled receptor signaling pathway; cellular response to hormone stimulus.